GACGGCCUGUGCGCGUGCGCAGAGGUGUAACGCUGGGAAGGUACGCUGAGGCUUGGAGGUGGAGGCGCAGCGUUCAGGAGGUGAGGUGAGGCGCGGCCAGGUGUGACUCGCCAACGUCAGUAUUUCCUAAAUGACCUUACACCCUUUGCCACACUGGUCCUGGGCCAAGAUGGGCCAAUCAAAGUCCUUACCCAGAAUUUUUUGAACUGAAAUUGAGAGAAAAUCCCUCUUCAGUAUGGAAGCCAUAAAAUGUAAAACACAGGAGCUGUCAGCAGCCAUGUGCCCUGCCGUACGGAGCCAGCUGGUCUGCUGUGAGAAGGAGGCCGACGCCAAAGGCAGCAGAGAACCAUGUGUGCUCAGUACUGCAUCUCCUUUGCUGAUGUUGAAAAAGCUCACAUCAACAUUCAAGACUCUGUCCACCUCACACCAGUGCUAACAAGCUCCAUUUUGAAUCAAAUAUCAGGGCGCAAUCUUUUCUUCAAAUGUGAACUCUUCCAGAAAACUGGGUCUUUUAAGAUUCGAGGUGCCCUUAAUGCCGUCAGAGGCUUAACUCCUGACCCGUUAGAAGGGAAGCCCAAAGCCGUUGUUACUCACAGCAGCGGAAACCAUGGCCAGGCUCUCACCUAUGCUGCUAAACUGGAAGGAAUCCCUGCUUACAUUGUGGUGCCCCAAACAGCUCCCAACUGCAAGAAACUGGCAAUCCAAGCCUAUGGAGCAUCUAUAGUAUACAGUGAACCAAGCGAUGAGUGCAGAGAAAAGGUCACUCAAAGAAUUAUGCAAGAAACAGAAGGCAUCUUGGUCCAUCCCAACCAGGAACCUGCAGUGAUAGCUGGACAAGGAACAAUUGCCCUGGAAGUGCUGAACCAGGUUCCCUUCGUAGAUGCACUGGUGGUUCCAGUAGGGGGAGGAGGAAUGGUUGCUGGGAUAGCGGUUACAGUUAAGGCCCUGAAACCUAGUGUGAAGGUAUAUGCUGCUGAACCCGCGAAUGCAGAUGACUGCUACCAGUCUAAGCUGAAAGGAGAACUGACCCCCAAUCUUCAUCCUCCAGAAACCAUAGCAGAUGGUGUCAAAUCCAGCAUUGGCUUAAAUACUUGGCCUAUUAUAAGGGACCUUGUGGAUGAGGUCUUCACUGUCACAGAAGAUGAAAUCAAGCAUGCAACCCAGCUAGUGUGGGAAAGAAUGAAACUGCUCAUUGAGCCUACUGCUGGUGUUGGAGUGGCUGCCGUGCUGUCUCAGCACUUCCAAACAGUCUCUCCGGAAGUGAAGAACAUCUGUAUUGUACUCAGUGGUGGGAAUGUAGACUUAACCUCCCUCAAUUGGGUGAAGCAGGCUGAACGGUCAGUUCCUCACCAGACUGUUUCUGUUUAAAUUCAGGGAAAAAAAUAAGAUUGUCUCUAGAUGAAAAUUCUGUUUUCCAUCUUCCUUUUCAAAGUCCUAAUCAUGAAAGUAGAAGUAAUAGCGUGAAUUCUGUACUCAGCAGAGAGACAGGGACAACAAAGCACAAACUGCCUAGUCACAACCCACAGACUCCAACACUGAAGAAUCUGAGCUGCAGUAGAGACAGAACCCAACUGAAUCUCCAUUACUCCAUGUCUACUUCAGACACUGUUGAAGAGAUGUCACUUUUAACCCAAGGUACUGGUUCUGGUACAUAUGGGUCAUAAGUCCAUUUGGGAAAUACUCGCUUAUAGAGAUUCAUUAAUACAGUAUCCUGAGAUUUUAGCUUCCCAUCAAAACUGCACUUCAUAUGGCCAUGGGUACCUAGAAGGAAAACACAUAUUUGGUCAAAGUAAAGUGGACAUUCUUAAGCAGUGAAUUUACAGCCCACUAGUCCAGAUAACACUUGGGAAUCCGAACCCCAGGUUCUUACCUAGAGGCUCUUUGAUGUGUCCCCGGCGGCCCCACUUGGUUCUCAGUUCCACAGGCUUAAACCACAUCACAUCCUCUUAGAAUGGAACACACAAGACAUAAAGUCAAACAUUUACCAACACAGCAUCAAGACCAUCUUCCCACCCCUCUCACACCUACCUCUGUUGAAGAACAUGUAACGCACUACUGCCAUCUUAGUAAAAAUCUUGAAAGGAUGACCACUUAGAACCACUCUCUUUAUGACCAUCCUGUCAGGAUCCACUGAAAACAGAUGACCUGUAGCAAUGAGGCUGUGCAUUCCUAAGAAAGAAGAGCAGCCGUUACCCACAGGCCAAGUCCUUCAGCUGCUGCUCUCAUCUCCCCUGCUGCUUCCCCAAGGCUAUAGGAAGACAACUAAAAGACAUUUCUAAUGAGCCAGUCCCUCACACCCACCUUACAUGUAUUGUUUAGCAUGUGUUGAAGUGCACCAACAGGUAACAACUUGUGUAUCACCCUGGGCUUACACCCUCAAUUGAGGCUGAAAGUGGUAUUUCAAACAAACACACACCAGUAUCCCUUAAUACAGCAAGACCCCAUGUCUAAGUACAGAAGAGUACGGUGCUAGUGGGUACUUGUAUGUUCGUUAUUUACAUUCCAAAUUCAACAUACCAUUUCUUCUCUGCUUGAAAAGCAGCACAGAUGCAGGAGGGAAGGUGAUUGGUGCAAACACUGUCACCACUAAGGCCGCAUCAGCAGUCAGGAAUCUUUGAAAUUUAUGUUUAUCAGCUUCCAUAGUAAGGGUCCAAAAUAAGUAAAUAGAAAGGAAAAAAGGCCUUUUGAGAAACCAUAAGCAAUGCAAAGUGUCAAAAGCUGUACUGCUGUCACACAAAGCCCCCACCUUCCAAAAUUAGGGUAAUGGAGAUCAAACCGUGUGCACACUAAGUGCUCUGCCAUAGACCUACUGCAUGUUCUCAGUGUUUAAGAUUUGUAUUUUUAUUUAUGUGUAUGUAUCUCAGUGCAGGUGCCUCUAAGUUGACCAAUGUGGAUGCUGGGAAUCCAACCUGGGUCCUCUACAAGCUCCUGUCUGCUUUGUUUUGAGAGGAGUUCAUGUAUUGCAUGCUGACCUUGAACUGCUGUGUACCUUCUGCCAUCAAGGGCUUAAGUUACCAGUGGCUUUUCUGUUUCUCUAUACUACUAACUCUCGGGCUUUUCCCUGUGUCAGUAAGCAUGGCUUUGAGACGACUGCUUUUAUGCUGGGUGUAGGACAGUAAGCUAGUAGGAAAACUGUUCACCUUACUUUCUCAAAAUAAUAAAAGAUUUUUAAUACA
Messenger RNA from Arvicanthis niloticus (Nile rat), 3176 nucleotides. It is a transcript of the gene Srr, whose product is annotated as serine racemase. Gene Ontology annotation, cellular component: cytoplasm. Gene Ontology annotation, molecular function: serine racemase activity; threonine racemase activity; ATP binding. Gene Ontology annotation, biological process: D-serine biosynthetic process. The record is from RefSeq and is a predicted model, not a curated record. Lineage: Eukaryota; Metazoa; Chordata; Mammalia; Rodentia; Muridae.